Molecule: messenger RNA, 2436 nt
Organism: Teleopsis dalmanni
Lineage: Eukaryota; Metazoa; Arthropoda; Insecta; Diptera; Diopsidae
Exons: 4
Coding region: 109-2382 (757 amino acids)
Source: RefSeq, a predicted model, not a curated record
UAAAAAAAUUACAUAAAAUAUAUAUUUAUAUACGAAAUCGGCACUUUGUACAAUUACAUAUACAAUUCUUUUAAAUUUCACGAACCCUACGUCCCUUUUACAGAAUAAAUGGUUUUCAACAUAUUUGAACUCAUCAAUUUUUUUAAAAAACGUCUAGAUUACCAUACACCAAAACCCAUUACCAAAAGGGAUGAAGUGAAACAUUACUCAGUUAAUGAUAAAAAACACGAUUUGGAUCUUGAGAACUCAGCUACAUUUGAUUUAGCUAAUAUAUCCGAUACUGGCACAACCGCUUACUGUGAAGAUGAGCAUAAGAGACUCAUAUUUAAAUUCAAAACCGAAAAUAAUUAUUUUAUUCCAACAUUUGAAACAAUUCCAAUUGGCCAAGCAAUUGAAUUCGUGUUCCAUCCCGAACGGUUAACUGAGAUGAAGUGGAGAGACAAAAUAAUCGCAGCUACUGUUAGAGCCAAGAAUGAAGGUUAUACAUACAUGUGGUGUUCGCAACACCAUACACAAAAAGUUAUACCACAAAUGAAAAGCAUUAGUGUGGAAACUGUUGAAGAUUGUAAUUCAAAUAAAAGUACUGAGGAAAAGAAACCAUUUGAAGUAGUUACGAACCAGUCUGAAUUAGUACUCCAUUUUGGUUACUGUAAUAAUUACACAAAUUGCGACAUCAGCAGUUCUAGUCCUAGCACAAUGGUUUCAGUACAUAAGCCAAUAGCACCUAUUGAAACUUCAACUCUAACUCACAACACUUUUAGCGAAAACACUAGUUAUAAUGAUAACUCUAUAUCAACUACUGAUGUUUGCUACAAUAAUAAAAAUGGUGAAAUUAAUGAUGACACCUCAUAUGAUAAUUCAACAAAUUUAUCCCCAAUAAUUGCCAACAUUAGUAAUAUUGUAUCUGAGGAUGUAAAUGAGAAAAUGAAUGGCAAAGAAACUAUUUCAGAUAGUACCUGCAAGACACAAGUUAGUGACCUGAUUAACAAAAAAGUUAUUGGCCCAAAUUUAAAUAAUCAACAUGAUGUAGCAAAAGUCAGUUCAGACUCCAUUUCGAAUAAAAAUAAUUGUAUAUCUUCGAAUGACUCCAAAACUUCCUGUGAAAAUAGAAAUGAUAAUGAAUGCACUGCUUUAACAGAUAAUUUAUAUUCAAAUUGUGUGAAACUUUCCACAAAUUCUUUAGAAGAAAUUGAAGUGACAUCCUUAGAAGAAUCAGCUAUGAAAGAAUCACUUGAAGAGGAACCUACGCCAAAAGCCUCAGCUAUGGAAAAAUUAAUACUGUCCACGGAAGAAUCAAUAGAAAUAGUAACAUUUGAAAAAGAGCCAAGAAAAAAUAUUUUUAAAGAUACAGUUAAAGAUGUUUUCAUUAGAAAAACUCCACCUGAAUUAUGUAAUGAACCGGUUAUUGAAGCAUAUAAACCCAUAUCAAAGGAAUCAGCUGCUGCAGAUGUAGUUACCAUCGCCACAGCUAAACCUGUCAUUGAGACAUACGUACCUAUUUUGAAAGAAUUAACUAUUGGAGAAGAUGCAGUUAACAGUUUAGAAGCUGGACCUGUCAUUGAAACAUACAUGCCCACAUUGAAAGAAUCAGCAGUUGCAGAGGAAGCAGCUACCAUCCACACAGCUAAACCUGUCACUGAAACAUACACACCUACACUGACAGAAGCAACUAUUGCAGAAGAUGCACAUACCAUUUCGAAAGCUAAACCUGUUAUUGAAACAUACGUUCCCAUAUUGAAACAAACAACUUUUGUAAAAGAAUCAGUUACCAUCCCAACAAAAAAACAUAUUAUUGAAACAUACAUACCUAUACAGAAAGAAUCAACUAUUGCAAAAGAAUCAAUUAACAUUCCUACAAAAGAACCAGUCAUUGAAGCCAAUACCGACUCCUCAACUUUAACCGACAAUGCCACAGAAUUUGACUGCAUUAAAAAAGCUGUUAAAUUUAUUUCCAUUGAAAUAAAAAGUGCUAGAGUUCCCAACAAGUCCAAUAAAUCGUUUAGUCCCACUAUGGAAGCAGACAAGGAGAGUAAAGUUACUGCAGAUGACUCUGCUGAUGUUUUUAAGAAAGUUCCUAAAAACAUUAAAAAGGAGCUUGAGCGAAAAUGUCAAACAGCAAAAGAGUUGUCAAUUUUAAGAGCAAAUAUGAUGGAAUACUAUAACGCACUUGAACAGAAAGCUACAGAACAGGUGAAAUCUGAAGGGUUUCUAGAUUCGACUAGUGAAUUUUUACAUGCACUAAAUCUGAUAGACUUGGGUUUUCUAAGAAGUGGAGGUCUCACAGUGUUUCACGAUUCUGCACUUUGUACUGAAAUUGAUCGUAUUGUAAGUGCAUCUUGGAAGUCUUCGAAGAAUAAGGAUAAACGAAAAUAUAUUGAAUAGAAGGAAAUGGGUUGAUUUAAAUGCUAUUUUUAAAUAUAUUUCAUAUUUUUGAAA